Molecule: messenger RNA, 755 nt
Organism: Saccoglossus kowalevskii
Lineage: Eukaryota; Metazoa; Hemichordata; Enteropneusta; Harrimaniidae
Product: PRA1 family protein 3-like
Cellular component (GO): membrane
Source: RefSeq, a predicted model, not a curated record
AUGGAUGAUAUUCAAGUCCCACCGCUUCGUGCUUUCAAAGACUUUUUGGGUGAAUCUGCUCGGUUUCAGACACCUGCUUUUAACGAUCUAAUGAGAUGGAAUAAUAGGGUUGUCAACAAUCUUCUAUACUACCAGACAAAUUAUUUUCUUGUUACAGUGGUUAUGUUUUUAAUCGUUGGCUGUUUACAUCCAGUCAAAAUGUUGAUUGGUAUUGUAGCUGUAAUAGCAGCCUUCAUGGGAUUUAUUAUGGCCACAGAGAAUAAACGACAAAUGAAGAAUUUUAAACAAGCUCAUCCAUUGAUAUGUGUACUUGCAAUAUUGGCCAUUGGUUACUUCAUUGUUUAUGUGUUUGGAGGACUGCUGGUAUUCAUAUGGGGCAUAGCAUUGCCAUUAGCAGUUAUUUUCCUGCAUGCUUCAUUCAAACUUCGAAAUAUUAAGAACAAAGUGAGUUAUGGAGCAAAAUCAUUUGGAUUGAAGAGAACGCCUAUGGGUGUGCUGCUUACUGCACUAGGACAAGAGCAAGAAGCCAGGUCUUGAAAAGUAGCCAGAGGGAUAUUAAAAAAGUAUUUUGGGUCACAUCAUCUCUAACAUGGAUCAGUGAUGACCUUACUGGCCUUUUUACAAUCAGGCUUCAACUUGAUUUCCAUCCCCCAUGCCUCUGCACUCCUGUGACCUUUGACUCAUGUGUACUUUUAUUUCGCGCCACUGCCUCUUUUAUAGUAAUUUAUUCUGGAAUCCUCCUGACAUAAUGUGAC